This is a messenger RNA of Xenopus tropicalis (tropical clawed frog), 3172 nucleotides long. Its product is annotated as solute carrier family 12 member 9. Gene Ontology annotation, molecular function: transmembrane transporter activity; chloride:monoatomic cation symporter activity. The coding region runs from base 102 to 2765 and encodes 887 amino acids. Gene Ontology annotation, biological process: transmembrane transport; monoatomic ion transport; chloride transmembrane transport. The record is from RefSeq and is a predicted model, not a curated record. The transcript has 13 exons. Lineage: Eukaryota; Metazoa; Chordata; Amphibia; Anura; Pipidae. Gene Ontology annotation, cellular component: membrane; vacuolar membrane.
GAGAAACCCGGCGGGACAGGCAAGUGAGGAGAGAGCGCCUCUAGCCUGAGAGGGCUACUGGAACGGAGAAUUGACUCUAGUGGUGCGUAUAGGUGGGAGCUAUGACUGAACGGAGCCCACUCCUUACCUAUCGGCUCAGCAGCCUGUCAGCAGAAGAGCCCCGUCAGAAUGGGAGCGUACGCCAUGGGAAGCGCUCGGCUACCCGAAAACUCUCCACCUUCCUGGGGGUGGUUGUACCCACCUUGCUGUCCAUGUUCAGUGUGGUGCUCUUCCUUCGGAUUGGAUUCGUGGUUGGACAGUCGGGCCUCUAUGAAACAGUGGGGAUGCUUAUAUUGUCCUAUUUCAUCAUCAGCAUGACUGUUCUGUCAGUCUGUGCCAUUUCUACUAAUGGCGCACUGGAUGCGGGUGGCGCUUAUUAUAUGAUUAGUCGGGCACUGGGACCUGAAUUUGGAGGUAGCAUUGGAAUUAUGUUUUUCUUGGCCAAUGUGUGCGGCAGUGCUUUAUACAUUUUAGGUCUGGUGGAAGCUAUUGUGGAUAUGUUUGGCUUCUCCCCAGACCAAGCAGUGAAAAAUGGACUUCAUGUUCUUCCCAUAACCUACUGGUAUGAAUUUCUCUAUGGAACAGUUUUGCUUCUCAUCUGCCUUGUUGUGUGCCUGGUUGGAGCCAGUAUCUACGCCAAAGCCACCUUCAUUAUUUUCCUGGUAGUCAUGGUGGUUUUGAUCAGUGUCUUUAUUAGUUUCUUUGCUGUAAAAGAAACAGUCGUUCCACUUCCACAAGGCAAUACAUCUAUUUCAGUCAACGGAACGUUUACGGGCUUCAAGCUCUCUACCCUCAAGAACAAUCUCUACCCGGACUAUUCAGUUGAUUACACUACAGGAAGGAUGAUGAGUUUUACUACAGUCUUUGCUGUGAUGUUCAAUGGGUGCACAGGGAUAAUGGCUGGAUCGAAUAUGUCUGGUGACCUGAAGAACCCAAGCUUCUCAAUCCCUAGAGGAACAAUCACUGCUGUAAUCUUCACUUACAUUAUCUACAAUUUGCUGUCCCUGAUGGUCUGUUGUACCUGUGAGAGAGCCCUCCUGAAGUAUGAUUAUGGCUUCCUACGGGACAUCAAUAUCUGGCAUCCUUUUGUCACUAUAGGGAUUUAUUGUUCCACCCUGUCAGCCUCAAUGAGUAAUCUAAUUGGGGCUUCACGUAUCCUCUAUGCUCUGGCAAAAGAUGAACUUUUUGGGAAACUCUUGAUGCCAGCGAAGAAGACAUCCCGUGGAGGAAAUCCCUGGGUAUCUGUAAUUAUGUCCUGGUUUCUGGUUCAGUUGGUGUUGUUUGCUGGAAAGUUAAACACUAUUGCUGCUAUCGUGACAAUUUUCUUCCUGUUGGUGUAUGCAGCAGUAGGCCUAGCCUGCCUGGCACUGGAAUGGGCAUCUGCUCCAAACUUCAGGCCCACUUUCCGCUACUUUACGUGGUAUACAUGUAUCCUGGGAAUCUUGGGUUGUUUAAUCAUGAUAUUCCUUAUCCAACCAAUCUAUGCCUCUGCAAGCGUGGCCUUUAUGCUGGUACUUCUCCUGUGUCUGCAUUACAUGUCACCCAACCAUAGCUGGGGCUUCAUCAGUCAGGCCCUCAUCUUCCAUCAGGUGAGGAAGUACCUUCUUAUGUUGGAUGUGCGUAAAGAUCAUGUCAAGUUCUGGCGUCCCCAGAUUCUUCUGAUGGUCUCAAGUCCACACAACCACAAAAGCCUCAUCACUUUUGCAAAUGACCUGAAAAAGAGUGGAUUGUUUGUACUGGGACAUGUGGAUCUGGAUGAGCUUGAUGUACUGCCAUCAGAUCCUCUACAAGCACAAACCGAUACAUGGCUGCAGCUGGUGGAUGAACUUAACAUCAAGGCCUUUGUCAACCUAACUCUUUCUGACUCUGUCAGACAUGGCGUUCAGCAGCUGCUCUUCAUCUCUGGCCUGGGUGGAAUGAGGCCAAAUACUGUUGUUCUUGGGUUCUACAGCCGAUCAGCUCCACAGGACUUGCAAAAGAAUGAGCAAGAAUUGGACACAGUGGGUUCUUUUAUGUUUUCUUCAACUGGCAGAAGGCCUUCUACAACAAACUUUUCCCCCUGGGAAUAUGUGGCUAUUAUUUCUGAUACCAUCAAAAUGUCUAAAAAUGUGGCACUAGCAAGAUACUUCUCUGAGUUUGACAAGUCUUCUGUGUGUAAACUGCGUGGAAAAGAAACAUACAUUGAUGUAUGGCCACUUAACCUUCUGCGUCCAGACAGCACAGCUUAUGUGGACACCUGCAGUUUGUUUUUAUUGCAGAUGGCUUGUGUGCUAAACAUGGUGAGGUCUUGGAAAAAAGCAAAGUUGCGCCUGUUUUUGUGCAUUGAGGCUGAGAGUGGUUUACAGGGCCAAGAGGUCAAACUAAAGCAGUUACUUAAAGACCUUCGAAUCAAGGCAUCCAUUAAUACAGUUGCAUGGGAUUCCGUAGUUGCUCUGCACUGGCUCAAGCAAGGGACUGUAGACUCAGAAGCAGCAGAGGAGGUCUACCUGAACUUUCCCAAUAACUCUAUACGCAUUUCUGAAGAAUAUUUGGAGGCUGUAAACCAAAUGAUUUUGAUGCAGAAUCCAUUGUCUCCUCCAGCUGUGAGGUUUCUUUACCUUCCACGUCCUCCAGCAGACACAGCCGUCUACAAUAGGUUUCUUCACCAGCUGGAGGCAGUAACCAGAAACCUAGGACCCACUUUGCUCAUCCAUGGAGUAAGUGCUGUCACAAGCACUGAAUUAUAAAAAAAUAAAUCAGCAAAUGAAAAUAAUUGGAUUAUUAACAAAGGUAUACUGCUGCAGACUGAGUACAUGCCAAAAAGGACCAAACUGGGAAUGCCUUGAUGAAACAAGCAUGUCAGAUAUAUGAUAUCAGCUUGUUAGACUUUCAUUUAGAAACCAUAGAACAGUGCACUAUCCUUAUUGUAAGGAAUUAACUCACUGAAAGUGUACAUGAUCCAUUGGUUCAUAACUUUGUUUUAUUCUGAUUACUUUUUACACAUAACAGUAUUUAAUUACUGUUUUUUUUUUCUUUUGUUCCUUGACUUUAUUUAAAGAAUUUACUAAUACUGUUUCUGAGCUUUUCUCAUUAUAUGAAGACACUGCUCUUGCACUUAACACUGAACAAAUUUAAUUAAAAAAAAUCAGAUUUA